AUGGCGUUAUCGCAUUCGACCAAUCGGCGGCUACGGCUGACAGGAUUACAGAUAUGGGGGACCGGGGCACAGGGACCGGCGCUUCGGGGUGGACACAUCGACUACCGGCUCGCGUGCGUCAGGGCGGCUGACGUGACGAACGGGCGCUUUCUGGACUACCUUUCCCCAUCUAGCCGAGACAUCGUGCAGCCGUUCGAGCGGCUGGAUUUCUCUGGGUUGCUGAGGAGAUUAAUGGCCUAUAUGAGCAGAUCCUCUCCCCUCCUCGCCCUCCGCUCCACGUCGUCUAGGAUUUCAGAACCACCGGAGCUGGACAGCGACCGUAUGGCGCAAGCGCUGGACACCAGCCUGGCAGCCUCUCGAGACGCAGGCGGAUGCCAGACUCGUGCGCCGCUGCACGCGGGUCCCGGAGGUCUAGGCAUGGCGCUCGAGGAGGAGCUGGCCAUGCUUACCGGGGAGCGUGAGGAGGAGGACGCGCCGGAGCUAAGCGCCUUGGAGGCGCCUGGGAACGUGCAAGACGCCGAUUUAUUAUCGCUCUUCCGACAAAAAGAGAGGGAUUUGGUUCUAGCUGCUAAACUGGGGAAAGCACUACUGGAAAGAAACCAGGACCUCACCAAGCAAUAUGAGCAAAUGAACAGGGACCUAAACGAAAAGCUAGAGCACCUGGAGCAGGAGAAGUACGAGCUACGGUGCCGAAUGGAGCGGCGCGAGGGUGAGUGGGAGGGCCGCGUGGCGGAGCUGGAGGCGGACCUGCAGCAGCUGCAGGGUGAGUUGGACCGGGAGCGGGCACAGCUGCGCGAGGUGGACCGCGGCAAGACACGCGCCAUCACCGAGCUGGCAGACCACAACCAGCGGCUGAUGGAGCAGCUUAGCAGGGCUGCUGAAGUGGAGAGACAGUUGUCCACUCAGGUCCACUCUUUGCAGGAUGACUUUAGAGAGAAGAGUGUCUCCACCAACCAGCACAUGACACGUCUAGAGAGCCUACAAGCGGAGCAAGCGCUAGAAAUAAAGAUGUUGUCGGAGCGCAAGCGGGAACUGGAGCGGCGCGUGACGGCCGCGCUCGAGGAGAACGAGCAGCUGCAGAACGCGGUGGACGGCCUGAGAGAACGCACGCUCGCGCUGGAGAAGCGGUGCCACGAAAAGGACGUGCAGCUGCAACAAAGCCAGCUGGAGCUCCAGGAGGUGCGUGUGUCUCACCGGCAGCUGAGCGCCCGCUUCGAGGAGCUGAGUGAGGAGAGAAAUCUGCAGGUCUACAGUCCCACCAGUCCCUCCCUGCUGUGUGAGAUAGAGCAGAGCAUGGAACAAGAGGAGCUGGAGCAGGAGAGAGAGCAGUUGCGUCUGCAGCUGUGGGAGACCUACUGCCAGGUGCGCUCCAUCUGCUCUCAGCUGAGAGGGAAUGACAUCACAGACUCCGCCCUGUCCACUGACUCGUCAAUGGACGAGUCUUCAGAGACAUCGUCUGCUAAAGAUGUCCCCACUGGCAGCCUGCAGUCCAGCCUCCUGGAACUCCGCAGACUUACACAAAACCUGCUGGAUGGCAAUGAGUCGACGGGCUCACGACGCAGUGAUGAGGAGGUGCUGGAGGAACAGGUGCGGAAGAUGGGAGAAGAGCUGAGAGGAGUCCGUGAGCUUUACCAACACGAACAGGAGAGAGUACGCAGCGCUCAGGAGGAGGUGCUGCAGCUCCAUAAUCAGGUGGCGCUACUCUCAGUAGAGGUGUGCUCGUCGCGGGAAGAGAAUGAGAGACUUAAAACCAUCGGAGACGCCGGAGAGCCCAGUGAUCAACUGCAGAGCGCCAUCCGAGACCGAGACGAUGCUAUCGCCAAGAAAAAAGCAGUGGAGCUGGAACUGGCGAAAUGUAAGCUAGACGUCAUGUCUCUGAACAGUCAGCUCCUGGACGCGAUCCAGCAGAAACUCAGCCUGUCCCAGCAGCUGGAAGCUUGGCAGGACGAUAUGCACAGAGUGAUAGAUCAGCAGCUGAAGGAGAAGCACCACGACGAGUGGCAGGAUCCUCCACGCUCGGCCAGCGCGGACCCCCGUGGACCCGCAUCCAGGCCAACGCACCGCCUCCCUGAUGGAGAAAAGCGCCUCUUCUCGUUUUUUAAGAAGAACUGAGUCUGCCUGGGGAGAAGGAGGGAGUAAGAGUGAGGGAGGAUGACAUGCACACACACAUAGAGAGAGAGAGAGAGAGAGAGAGAGAGAGAGAGAGAAUGAUGCGGUGAAGGUAACGCAAUGAUAGCUAACCUAAAGAGCGAACUAGCCAAAGACUAAAACAGUCAAAUGAAUAAUGUGAGAGACAAAAUCUUGUGAAGGCCUGGAGCAAUUUUGCACUUUAUCUGUAUAAACCACUCUGCUCCCCCCGAGCAGAUCAUUCUUGUUGAGGCGUGAAGAGAGUCGGUGGAAGUUCCGAGGGGUCCUUGGCUGACACAACUGAGACAGUUUUGAGCAUCACUUCAGGGCCACGUGUACAGGGUUACCAAACUGACCCACAGUAGAGGCCAGCCUCCCUUCCUAGUGCCUCAGACAUGCUCCCCUCCUCCCUCCUGCCAGAGGUUCAGUGGAGGCAGGAAAUUUGGCUCCUAAUUCGUUCACACUUGAGCCACGCAGUAGGGUGGGGGAGGGGUCUGGCUGGACAUCUGAAGACAGACUACGGGUUGUAGAUUGUGAAUUAGCUUCAGGUGCCUCUGGACUUCAGAGUGUCCUCUGGGAAGAGCCAAAAUGGAGCCCACCGUUUAGGUUUGUUCACAUGCUCAGGGACACUGAGGCCUUAAUUUCUGAGCCGGUUGUUUACUAGCAAACAUGAAAGGACGUAAUAAUUAGGAAAAAAUAGAAAGUUGAUUAGUCUGUGAUAAAUGUAGUUAUUUCUAAGAGGAAUACCAGUUUACCACAUAUAAAUAUAGAUUAUUGGAGGAACUAAAGAAAUUUAUUAUUAAAGUUAGAUAACAUGCUCAUGUUUUUUUCCUGUUAAUUAAAGUAUUUAAUUACUAUUUAAAAUGCAGUUUCUCUAAUUUUGGGAUUAAUAAAGUGUCUUAAUCUUAAUUUCAGGGCUCACGUGCCACCUUGAGUGAUGUAAACGAACCUAUGAGACUAGUAAAGGUGAAAGUCAUCUGCAGUGCUAUUUCACAAGACUACAAUCUGUGCGGACAAAGAUUCUAGGCUGUGUGUUUAUGUACACUACAAGAAAGUUUUAAACUAGGGCUCGUUUCCCUCAAGGCCGUGAGAGACAAAUGCCUUUUUGGGUGGGUUGUCAGGUGUCUGUCACUAAAUGGCCAAGCUCAAGCAAUUGUGCUGAAACUGAACUGAUACAAAGGGUCUGUUGCCAAAGCCCUUACCCAUGAACCCAUGUGAGGGGACACCACAGUCCAGCCUAUAAGAGAAAAGGGCCAAGGUACGCCUGGGUUGUGAGCUUCCAUUGGAUAGCUAACACCCCCCCCCCCCCCCACCACCACACACACACACACACACACAAAUCUGAGAAGUAGAAUUGUGACUUUUUUUUUGGCUGUGCAGUUCUGCGAAGUCGGGCCCACUUUGAGCAAAGCUAUGCAGACGUCUUCUCCUUUUCACUGAAGCGACUGAUGGUUUGGACAAACCCAAAGAGUGACUUUUUAUACUUGCAGAGUAAACGAAUAAGUUUGGAAUAAAUCCCAAAUUGAUAUAUUUGUAAAUGUAUAACUUUUGAAUGAUAAAAAUCUUCCCUUUUUUCUAGCGCAACCUCUUAAGUAUGUGUGCGUUCUGUGGGUGAGUCUGACUUGUGAGUACCAGUUUACAGGCUGAGGCCCUGGGGACUCCAAAAUGUGCUGAUGGAGUGGGGUGAAGUCUACUUCAUUGUCCGGGUCCAGAGUCCAAAUGAUGACAGAUCAGCAGACAAUCUCAUCAUGCCAACAUAUGCGUGACAUUCUUGUCAGUGGGCACUGAACUAAUCCGAUUUUGGCCAAGACAGCUAUGAUUAGCUAAACGUAUUGGUAACUGUCCAUUUUCCACAGUGGCUCUCCGUCUUUAGUAUGUGUCGCUUGUCAGAUAUGGGGGAGAAAAUCCUAAUAUCCCAUUUUCAGGCUUCCAGAGAAGCGAGCCAGACCGUAGCCGGAGUACGCACUCCUCCACGCUAGCCGGACAGCUUCUCUGUUCUGUGUAAACAAAUCCUGUCCCGUUCUCCUUCUUUUUACUCUUACAUCCGACCACACACGGUUGUGUAAGUGCAUUUCUGACUCGGUACUGUCUUUUAUUUUGUCAUUUAAAUGCCAUUUUCCAAAGUAUUUCUUGUCUGUGUCCUGAAUGCUCUUUGCAGAAUAAACAUUUUCUCAGUA
This is a messenger RNA of Electrophorus electricus (electric eel), 4304 nucleotides long. NCBI's taxonomy places the organism in Eukaryota, Metazoa, Chordata, Actinopteri, Gymnotiformes, Gymnotidae. The record is from RefSeq and is a predicted model, not a curated record.